Messenger RNA from Nothoprocta perdicaria, 514 nucleotides. It is a transcript of the gene JTB, whose product is annotated as jumping translocation breakpoint. Gene Ontology annotation, cellular component: cytoplasm; spindle; midbody. Bases 1 to 330 code for a protein of 109 amino acids. Gene Ontology annotation, biological process: mitotic cytokinesis. The record is from RefSeq and is a predicted model, not a curated record. NCBI's taxonomy places the organism in Eukaryota, Metazoa, Chordata, Aves, Tinamiformes, Tinamidae. The transcript is spliced from 4 exons.
AUGGCGCCCAGCCCCGCGGCCGCCACGCCGUGCUGGCUCCUCGAGGACUUCGUGGUGGCGCAGGAGUGCGCCCCGUGCACCCGCUUCCAGGAGAAGACCAUUUCGGACUGCAGCCCCACGGGCUUCAUCGAGAGGAUCAGCUGUGCGAGCUCCAAGAGGGAGGAGUUCAAGAGCUGCCGCUCGGCCGUGAUGGAGGCGCGCGUGUUCUGGAAGUUCGUGGGCACCAUGAUGGGCACGGCCGCCGUCUUCGCCGUGCUCGUCGUGUGUCGCCAGCGCGUGCUGGACAGGAAGGCGCUGGAGAAGGUCCGCAAGCAGAUCGAGUCCAUCUAGCGCCGCCGCGCUCCCGAGGCGCUGGCAGGGGGAAGGCCGGCCGCCCGGAGCUGCCCCGCGCCCGUCUGCCGUCUCUGCACCCGCCGGGGCGCCCUGUGAAGGACCCCGAGGGGUCUCCGUGCCCGGGGUCCCUCCUGCUUUCCCAGCUGCCGUCGGAGCGCCGCGGUCUGGGCAGCGGCCCUCC